UUUUUCCAUCUGUUGCUCAGGUGAACUCUCCGUACCUUGAGGAGCAUCUAAUGCACAUGAUCAAGCAGGACCAGAGUAAAGUCCACAACAUGGACCUGCUCUGGCGCUACUACGAGAAGAACCGUAACUUUGGCAAAGCGGCUCACGUGCUGGCUCGCCUCGCCGACAUGCACAGCACCGAGAUCUCUCUGAAACAACGGCUGGAGUAUCUGGCACGAGCCAUUCUGUCUGCCAAGAGUUCGUCCAGCAUCUCCGCUCAGGCCUCCGACGGAGAGUUCCUUCACGAGCUGGAGGAAAAGAUGGAGUUGGUGAGAAUCCAAGUGCAGAUCCAGGAGACCCUGAUCAGACAGUCCUUCCAUCAUCCCUCAGUGAAAAACGCCAUCUCUCAGCUGGACUCUGAGCUGAUGGACAUCACCAAG
Cynoglossus semilaevis (tongue sole) is the source of this 419-nucleotide messenger RNA. RefSeq names its product nuclear pore complex protein Nup155-like. The transcript has 3 exons. Lineage: Eukaryota; Metazoa; Chordata; Actinopteri; Pleuronectiformes; Cynoglossidae. The record is from RefSeq and is a predicted model, not a curated record. Gene Ontology annotation, cellular component: nuclear pore inner ring; nuclear pore. Gene Ontology annotation, molecular function: structural constituent of nuclear pore. The annotation marks the transcript as partial. Gene Ontology annotation, biological process: RNA export from nucleus; protein import into nucleus; protein localization to nuclear inner membrane.